Trichosurus vulpecula (common brushtail) is the source of this 1515-nucleotide messenger RNA. RefSeq names its product zinc finger protein 385C (gene ZNF385C). The transcript is spliced from 8 exons. Gene Ontology annotation, molecular function: nucleic acid binding; zinc ion binding. Gene Ontology annotation, cellular component: nucleus. NCBI's taxonomy places the organism in Eukaryota, Metazoa, Chordata, Mammalia, Diprotodontia, Phalangeridae. The coding region runs from base 1 to 1506 and encodes 501 amino acids. The record is from RefSeq and is a predicted model, not a curated record.
AUGAAGCGGCCACUGAGCCCAGCCCCUCCAGGUGAGAAGGGCCUUCCUGCUCCAGGGGGUUCUGAAUGUCCCCCUCAGCCCCCAGAGCCCUCUCGGCCCAAGCGGGAGAGGAAGCGACCAUCAUAUACACUCUGUGACGUCUGCAACAUCCAACUCAACUCUGCAGCCCAGGCUCAAGUGCAUUGUGGGGGCCGUGCCCACCAGAGACGCCUCAGACAGCUCAGCUCUGGGAAGACCCCUUCAGGACCAGGCCCAGCCUCCAGCUCCCCCAACCCUCUGCUGGCCUCGCUGCCCCUGCCUGCUCGGCCUCUGCAACCCCCACUGGACAUCAAGCAUUUCCUGACCUUCCACUUCAAUGGUGCAGCCCCACUCAGCCUUUUCCCCAACUUCAGCACGAUGGACCCAGUCCAGAAAGCAGUAAUCAGUCACACUUUUGGAGUCCCCUCCCCUAUAAAGAAGAAGCUGUUUAUCUCCUGUAACAUCUGCCACUUGAGGUUCAACUCUUCGAACCAGGCUGAAGCUCAUUACAAAGGUCACAAACAUGCGAGAAAGGUCAAGGCUGUGGAGGCUGCCAAGAGUAAGCAGAGGACUUAUACUCCAGCCCGGGAGAGAGCCACUGUUCCACCCAGCACCCCGCCUGAGAGCAGAGCUCUUGGAGAACCCCAGAACAAGGCUCCCUUGGCACCCUCUUCUGGAUCCCCUCUAGUUCUGCUGAAGACUUUGGACUCCUCUCCCAGGGAGUCGGCUGGCCUGGACCUCUCCGAUGCCUCUUCUUCUUCGUCCUCUUCCCCUUCCUGUUCCCCCUCAUCCCCAGGGCCAGGGGCCGAAAUGCCUGGUACUAGAAUGGGGGCAGGGGCAGGAAACAGUGUGGGUACAGACAACCGGAAUGAGAAGGGCCCUCUCUACUGCCCUACCUGUAAGGUUACUGUCAACUCAGCCUCACAGCUCCAGGCCCAUAACACAGGAGCCAAGCACAAGUGGAUGGUGGAUGGUCAUCGAGGAGUUCCUCGAAGAGGCCGAGGCCGAAUUAUGCCUCGUGGAGGGGCCAGGCACAAGGCUAAGCGUGUGGCAGGAGCCCCAGGUGGCAAGCCGGGGCCAAGCCCUUCUUUCCACUGUGCCCUCUGUCAGCUCCAUGUCAACUCUGAGACCCAACUCAAGCAGCACAUGAGCAGCCGGAGACACAAAGACAGGCUGGCAGGGAAACCCCUGAAGGCUAAGGUCAGUCAGCAUAGCAAGCUACAGAAACACGGGGCGCUGGCUGUGAGUAUCCUCAAGUCUAAACUGGCCUUGCAGAAACAACUUACCAAGACCCUGGCAGCCCGAUUCCUACCCAGCCCCCUUCCUACCGCUGCAGUAUGCACCCUUCCAGGGCCCUUGGCUCUCCGGCCAGCCCCAGCUGCUGCUACCACUCUCUUCCCAGCCCCGAUGCUGGGGCCUGCACUGUUUCGAUCACCAGCAGCAGCUGUCCGCCCAGCUACUGGGCCCAUUGUUUUUGCUCCAUACUGAUCCUCCCUG